UUCCAUCCACGCCCAAGCGGAAACCGAAACCACCCCCAGCCCAAACCCACGCUGAGAGAUCAGAACCCCAAGCAAGCGCCCUCACGCCACGACGACCCCCCUCACCCGAAUUCCCCACCUCGUCAUGCCCGAUUGCGCCGAUCCCUUCCCCUCCCAGCCGGAUCCAGACAUGCCGCCGCGGAAGCCCCUCGCCGGCAGCGGCGGAAAGCUCAAGAAGCCCCUCACAGACAAGCAGCGCGCCGCAGCGGAGCAGCGCCUCGCGCACCUCCGCUCCAGCCUCCUCCUCCGUCCCCUGGACGGCCCCUCCCGGACCCUCCCGCCGCCCCACGAGGCCGCCCUCCGCGCGCUCGGCCUACUCGACUUCGCCCACCUUGACCUCGCCUCCGACGCCCCGCGCCCCGAUCUCGUCGCCCCGCUCGUCGCCUACUACGACCCUGCCUGCAAGCGCAGCUUUGUCCGCGGCGUCCGCGUGGCCGUCUCCCGCCACGACCUCGCCCGGGCGCUCUCCCUCCCGCCGAAGCCCGCGGCCACGGCGGAGGCCCCGCCCGACGUGGACCCCGCCGCGGUGGCCUCAGCCGUCAUGCAUCUCCUGCAGGAGUACGUCCUGCUCCCGUUCCAGGGCGACGACAUGUGCAUACUGCCCCAGGAGGUGGCCGCCGCGGAGCAGGCGGUCAGGGAGGGGGCGGCGCAUAGGGUUGACUGGACAGGCCUGAUCUGGGGCCUCGUUGAGAAGGAGAUGCUCGAGUUGCCCAAGAGGGACGACGGGGUUUGCUACUACGGGCCGCAUCUGCAGAGGCUCAUUUGGGCACAGAAGCCGAAGCUGUUCGAGCAGGUGGAGCAAGGGGACAGAGGGGAGCUUGUCCGGGAGGCGUCUGUGGAUGUGGAUAUGGAAGAGGAGGAUGAGGAUGCCGUUGUGAAAAGCAAGAGUCUGGAGGAGCUGGAGCUGGCAGAUGGGGAUGCGGAUGCGAGGAGCAAGAGCUUGAAGGAAUCAGAAUUUGGUAAUGCUGACGCGAGGAGCAAGGGCUUGGAUGAGUUGGAGUUGGGGGAUGCCAACACGAGGAACAAGAUCUUAGAGGAGCUGGGCUUGGGGGAUGAGGAUGUGAGGAGUAAGUCAAUGGAGGAAUCAGAGGCAGUGGAUGAGGAUGCAAAGUUCAAGAGCUUGGAUGAAUCGGAGGCAUUGGAUGAGGAUGCAAGGGGCAAGAGCUUGGAUGAAUCAGAGGCAGUGGAUGAGGAUGCAAAGUGCAAGAGCUUGGAUGAAUCGGAGGCAUUGGAUGAGGAUGCAAGGGGCAAGAGCUUGGAUGAAUCAGAGGCAGUGGAUGAGGAUGCGAAGUGCAAGAGCUUGGAUGAAUCGGAGGAAGUGGAUGAGGAUGCGAAGUGCAAGAUCUUGGAUGAAUCAGAGGCAGUGGAUGAGGAUGCGAAGUGCAAGAUCUUGGAUGAAUCAGAGGCAGUGGAUGAGGAUGCGAAGUGCAAGAGCUUGGAUGAAUCGGAGGCAGUGGAUGAGGAUGCGAAGUGCAAGAGCUUGGAUGAAUCGGAGGCAGUGGAUGAGGAUGCAAAGUGCAAGAGCUUGGAUGAAUCGGAGGCAGUGGAGGAGGAUGCAAAAUGCAAGAGCUUGGAUGAAUCGGAGGCAGUGGAGGAGGAUGCAAAAUGCAAGAGCUUGGAUGAAUCGGAGGCAGUUCAUGAGGAUGCGAAGGGUACAAGCUUUGAUGAAUUGGGGACAAUGGAUGAGCCUGCAAAGGGCACGGACAUGGAUGAAUUUGGCUUGGGGUUUGUGACUGUUGCGGGGCCUGGUACACAUGAGGUGAUGCCUUUGGAUAAUGAUGAUGCGGUGGAGGCGGCACCAGAGAGAAGUGAUGAUGUUGCAGUGGCUGAAGAAGAGGAUGGUGAAGGGCCGUCAGUGGACAUAGUGGUGACACAGGAAGAAGUGGUGGCUGUAGCAGAGGAUGUGGGGGCUGAGGAGACAGAAGGGGAGGAAGAGAAGGAUGCAACAGGGUUGAGCUUGGGGAUUAACUCUACUGAUGGUUAUGAUAGUAUGGAUGUGGAAGAGGACAUGAAUGUUGAAAAUCUGGAUGAGGAUGGCAGUGGCAAUGAAGAGGCGGAGGAGUCAGAGGAUGAUGCAUUUGAGGAGUGUAAUGGUAGGGAGGACAUGAAUUGGAGAAUUGGGGAUGGCAAGGGGGAUGAGGGAAUGACACAUUGUUUACAGCGCUGUAACACAUUUGGGGGCAUGGAGUUUGAGAAUUUGAAUAAAGGGGAGGCUGAGAUGAGGGAUGAGUUGAGGUUUGACAGUUUCUCUGGAAGGGGAUCGUUGGAAAGGAUGACAUCAUCAAACCUCCUCGAAGCUAUGAACUCAAUUCCCCCAUCAUACAAUGUGACGGAGAAUGUGCAUGACCUGUCUUCUGGGGAAUUCUUGGCUAUGGGGGCUGAUGCACAUAAGAAUGGAGUGGAUCUGGGACCAGGGACCUCGUAUUUAUUUGGGAAUAAUGGUAAGAGGCACAUCGGUGAUAGUGACGGGUACAAUGACAAUAUGCAGGUACAAGAGCAGUUUCCUCAGUCCAAUCAACAAAAGAAGAUGCGCCACAGCAACAGUAGCAGCAUAUCACCUGGAUCAGCAGUCUUCAAUGCAAAUAUUUCGUUACCUGUACAGAACUUGAUGGUCGAGGCAAGCAGGCUCUAUGGGCAGAUGGAGCAAGAAGUUCAAAGUUUGCAGUUCGAGAAACAACAGUGGGCUAACAUGCUGCAGCAGAAGGAAGCCAUUAUCCAAUCCCUAAACUCAUCUCGGUUUGAGCAACAGAAUAAGUAUCAAGUGGAGCUUAGACGCUUUGAGCAUGAUCUGAAUGUUAUGGCACAGUUGGUCACUGGUUACAAGAAAGCUUUGAAACAGACCCGGGCCUCUUUUGAUGAGUACAGGAAGAAGUUCCCUUGUAACAAGCCUCGUUAUGUUGAUGUUCCUGGUGGUGGUGGCCUUGUUCUUAGUGUGAGGGAGUUGGAGAGGAAGCAGUUGGAGGAGCAGCAGCAGAAACUUGCUGCAGCAAAUGAAAUGAUUGGAAAGUUCCGGUAUGAAUGGUUCUCAAAGCUUGACGAGUGGAUGCUUUCUGUUGAUUCGCUGGGGAGCAGAAUUGAAGAACUGUCUAAGGAGAUCAAUCUUCUCAAGGAGAACAGAAAAACAAAAUAUGCAACCCUGGCUACAGAGGAAUGAGUUCCCUCACAAUCAGGCAGGCUCGGAUGUGAAGAUGGUGCAUAGGAUGUUUUGAUGUCAAUGAGCUCACAUCAACGGCUGUUGCUACCUGAUGGUACAUACUGUAGCAGAGAUAAUUAUGUCGCAUGUAAAAACUCGGACGUAUCAUCAUAAGGGGACGCUUUGAUGAUUCGUGCUUAAUUUAGAUGCCUCUAGGGUCUUUUUAAUCUA
Molecule: messenger RNA, 3403 nt
Organism: Phragmites australis (common reed)
Lineage: Eukaryota; Viridiplantae; Streptophyta; Magnoliopsida; Poales; Poaceae
Exons: 2
Coding region: 125-3193 (1022 amino acids)
Source: RefSeq, a predicted model, not a curated record